GUUUCACCUCCUCAUGUCUUCUUCUCCUGCUCUCCUGUUUCUCCACAACCAAGUUGAAGAGCUCCCAACCAAACCCAAUGCGUAAAAAGAGGAAUUAUAGCUCUAAACAUGCAGUUAUGUAGCUGUGCACUGGUGUGUUUGGUGUUGAAUGUGCGCCACGGUGUGACCACCAACCAGUCGGAUUGAUCCUGUUAAACUGCGGAUAUACUGUGCGCCGAACGAGCCUUUAUCUAACCAACUUAAUCAAUUAACAUGUAUUUUUCUUAAUUGAUUAGCGGAACGCACCUGGUGCUUGAAAAGAAACACAAUGUUGCAGUUUUUCUGCAACGAUUUGGUGCAGUGUUGAGGGCUCCCACCUCGUGCCUCUGUGGAUGAUGUUCCUGAUGACGGCUUCCAACGCUGAGCACAGGACAGCGGAUCAAUAGGAGUUUUGUUGCCCCCUCCCUUCAUCCUCCUCUCUCUCCCUCACACUGUCUUCCCUUAUUCCUUGACAGUAGAGUUGAAAAGAAAGAAAAUCCUGACUUGGGACCAGCACUUGUGCUCCUCCUCCUUCUCCUCCUCUCUUUUCUCCUUCCCCAACCCCCUAAGCCUCGCCUCUAGACAGCCCAGAUAUGUGUCCCCUAGCUCGGUCAGCGGCUUCCCCUGGCCAGGGGAACUUAUUUCUCCUCUUGGGGCUUUUGCUUAUCAUGAGCUCAUCCCUCUCCGGAGGCCAACCCCCGCCCUUCAAACGAUUCGCCCCUACCGAGUCGGGGCUCACACAUCUGGCCAUCCACAACAAAACAGGAGAGGUCUACGUGGGAGCCGUCAACUGGAUUUUCAAGCUGUCCAGCAACCUGACCAAGCUGCGCAGCCACAUGACCGGCCCGGUGGUGGACAACGAGAAGUGCUACCCUCCGCCCAGCGUCCAGUCCUGCCCGCAUGACCUGGCCCAGACCCCCAACGUCAACAAGCUUCUCCUCAUAGACUACGACCAGAACCGCCUCAUCGCCUGUGGCAGCACUUCGCAGGGGAUCUGCCAGUUCCUACGCCUGGACGACCUCUUUAAGCUUGGCGAGCCACACCACCGCAAGGAGCACUACCUCUCCAGUGUGGCAGAGUCGGGCACCAUGUCCGGAGUCAUCAUAAGCUCCCCGCACAGUCCGACCAGCAAGCUGUUCAUCGGAACCCCCAUCGACGGCAAGUCUGAGUACUUCCCCACGUUGUCCAGCCGCAAGCUGAUGGAGAAUGAGGAAAACGCCGACAUGUUCAGCUUCGUCUAUCAGGACGAGUUUGUCUCCUCUCAGCUGAAGAUUCCCUCCGACACUUUGUCCAAGUUCCCUGCUUUUGACAUCUAUUACGUUUACAGCUUCAGCAGUGAGCAGUUUGUCUAUUAUCUAACAAUGCAGCUGGAUACCCAAUUAACUUCCCCCGACGCCAGCGGAGAGCAGUUCUUCACCUCCAAAAUUGUCCGCCUCUGCGUGGACGACCCCAAGUUUUACUCCUACGUGGAGUUCCCCAUCGGCUGCACUAAAGACGGAGUAGAGUACCGGCUGGUUCAGGACGCCUUCCUGGCUCGGCCGGGCCGGCAGCUCGCCAACUCUCUGGGGAUCUCGGAGAAUGAAGACAUCCUCUUCACGGUCUUCUCUCAGGGUCAGAAGAAUCGGGCCAAACCACCCAAAGAGUCCGCAUUGUGCCUGUUCACCCUGCGGAGGAUAAAAGAGAAGAUCAAAGAAAGGAUUCAGUCGUGCUACAAGGGAGACGGGAAACUCUCCUUACCCUGGCUGCUCAACAAGGAGCUUGCCUGCAUCAACUCGCCACUGCAGAUAGACGAUAACUUCUGCGGCCAGGACUUCAACCAGCCUCUGGGGGGAACCAGCACCAUCGAGGGCAUGCCCCUCUUCAUCGACAAAGAUGACGGCAUGACCUCGGUGGCGGCGUACGACUACCGCGGCAACACUGUGGCUUUUGUUGGCACGCGGAAUGGCAAACUGAAGAAGAUCUUGGUGAACUCUGUGAGUCCCAACCGUCCGGCGGUGCUCUACGAGAAGGUGACUGUGAGCGAGGGAGGCAGUCCCUUACUGAGAGACAUGCUGUUCAGCCCGGACCUGCAGCACAUCUACACGCUGACUGACAAACAGGUGGUGAGAGUUCCCGUGGAAAGCUGCGAGCAGUACACCACUUGCGGGGAGUGUCUGGGCUCCAGAGACCCUCACUGUGGAUGGUGUGUCCUCCACAAUGUCUGCUCACGCAAGGACCGGUGUGAACGAGCCGGAGAGCCUCAGAGGUUUGCCUCCGACCAGAGGCAGUGUGUGGAGCUCACCGUCCAGCCGAGAAAUAUCUCUGUCACCAUGUCUGAAGUCCAGCUGGUCCUCCAGGCUCAUAACGUGCCUGAUCUGUCAGCGGGGGUCAACUGCUCCUUCGAGGACUACGUGGAGACGGAGGGACGCAUCCAGGGUGGACACAUCUACUGCAUGUCUCCCUCCGUGCGGGAAAUCAUUCCGAUCACAAGGAACAAAGGUGACAAGCGGGUGGUGAAGCUCUAUCUGAAGUCCAAGGAGACGGGCAAGAAGUUUGCCAGCGUCGACUUUGUCUUCUACAACUGCAGCGUCCACCAGUCCUGCCUCUCCUGUGUGAACGGCUCGUUCCCGUGCCACUGGUGCAAGUACCGCCACAUGUGCACCCAGAACGCCAACGACUGCUCUUUCCAGGAGGGACGCGUCAACAUCUCCGAGGACUGCCCUCAGAUCCUUCCCUCAACCCAGAUCUACAUCCCUGUCGGGGUGACGAAGCCAAUCACACUAGCUGCCAAGAACCUGCCCCAGCCUCAGUCAGGACAGAGGAACUACGAGUGCGUCUUCCACAUCCAGGGGGUGACCCACAAUGUGCCCGCCCUGCGCUUCAACAGCACCUCCAUCCAGUGCCAGAAUUCAGCGUACACCUAUGAGGGAAACGACAUCAGCGACCUGCCAGUGGAUCUGUCUGUGGUUUGGAACGGAAACUUUGUCAUCGACAACCCUUACAACAUCCAAGCCCACCUGUAUAAGUGCUACGCCCUGCGGGACAGCUGUGGGAUGUGUCUGAAGGCAAACCCCAGGUUCGAGUGCGGCUGGUGCGUGCAGGAGAAGAAGUGCUCCAUGCGGCAGGAGUGUACUCCCACAGAGAGCACCUGGAUGCACGCCACCACGGGAAACAGCCGCUGUGCACACCCCAAGAUCAUCAAGUUGUCUCCGGAGACGGGGCCCCGGCAGGGAGGAACCAUGCUGACCAUCACGGGCGAGAACUUGGGUCUGCAGUUCAAAGACAUCCAGAGCGGCGUCCGCAUCGGCAAGGUGGCCUGCAACCCUCAGGAGGACCAAUACAUCAGUGCUGAGCAGAUCGUGUGCCGGCUGAAUGAUGCAACAGGUUACCGGGUGCAGGAGGCUCAGGUAGAAGUGUGCGUCAGGGACUGCAUUCACCCCGACUACAAAGCAGUUUCCACCAAAGCCUUCACCUUUGUGUCUCCGUACUUUACCCGUGUCGUUCCGUCCACUGGGCCGCUGUCUGGAGGAACCAGGAUCACCAUUGAAGGCAGCAAUCUCAACGCAGGCAGCGCUGUAUUUGUGAAGAUAGGACUCCACCCCUGCCGCUACGAGAGGCGGAGCAACAAGGAGAUAGUGUGCGUGACCCCGGCGGGACAAACCUCAGGCACCACCCCGGUCAUGGUGGACAUCAACUCCGCCGAGCUGAGGAACCCAGAGGUCAAGUUCAACUACUCAGACGAUCCCACCAUCCUCAAGAUCGAGCCCGACUGGAGCAUCGCCAGCGGAGGAACCAUGUUGACCAUUACUGGAACCAAUCUGGCCACCAUCAAGGAGCCCAAAAUGAGAGCCAAGUAUGGAGCUGCCAAGUCAGAAAAUAACUGCACGGUCGUCAACAACACCGUGAUGGUGUGCCUGGCGCCCUCCGUGGCCGGAUCCGACAAAGCCUUCUCGGAAUCGGGCAGCAGUCCUGACGAGAUCGGCUUUGUCAUGGACGACGUGCGCUCUGUGCUGGUGGUAAACGAGACUUUCAGCUACCACCCGGACCCCGUGUUUGAACCUCUGAGCCCCUCAGGCAUGCUAGAGCUGAAGCCCAGCUCACCGCUCAUACUCAAGGGCCGCAACCUAAUUCCUGCCGCCCCAGGAAACUCUAAGCUGAACUACACGGUGCUGAUCGGGGAGACGCCCUGCGUUCUCACCCUGUCGGAGAGCCAGCUGCUGUGUGAAUGGCCCAACCUGACCGGAGAACACAAAGUCACGGUGCGCGUUGGAGGCUUUGAAUACUCACCGGGGACAUUGCAGAUCUACUCAGACAGCCUGCUCACUCUGCCUGCUAUCAUUGGUAUCGGAGGAGGUGGCGGCUUGCUGUUGCUGGUGAUCAUUGUGGUGCUUAUUGCUUAUAAGAGGAAGUCGCGGGAUGCCGACCGCACCCUCAAACGGCUGCAGCUGCAGAUGGACAACCUGGAGUCCAGGGUGGCCCUCGAGUGCAAGGAAGCCUUUGCGGAGCUGCAGACGGACAUCCACGAGCUGACUCAGGAGCUGGAUGGAGCAGGAAUCCCCUUCCUGGACUACCGCACCUACGCCAUGAGAGUCCUCUUCCCUGGGAUUGAGGAUCAUCCUGUGCUCAAGGAGAUGGAGGUACGGGUCCCCGCUAACACGGAGAAGGCCCUGACGUUGUUCGGCCAGCUGCUGACCAAAAAGCACUUCCUGCUGACCUUCAUCCGCACCCUGGAGGCGCAGCGGUCCUUCUCCAUGCGCGACCGGGGCAACGUGGCCUCCCUCAUCAUGACGGCGCUGCAGGGAGAGAUGGAGUACGCCACGGGCGUUCUCAAACAGCUCCUGUCUGACCUCAUCGACAAAAACCUGGAGAGCAAGAACCACCCGAAGCUCUUACUCAGGAGGACGGAGUCGGUCGCUGAGAAGAUGCUCACCAACUGGUUCACCUUCCUGCUUUACAAGUUCCUCAAGGAGUGUGCUGGCGAGCCUCUCUUCAUGCUGUACUGCGCCAUGAAGCAGCAAAUGGAAAAGGGACCAAUAGACUCGAUCACAGGAGAGGCCCGCUACUCCCUCAGCGAGGACAAACUCAUCAGGCAGCAGAUCGACUACAAGACUUUGACGCUGCACUGUGUGAACCCAGAGAACGAGAACGCUCCGGAGGUGACGGUGAAGAGCCUGAACUGUGACACGGUGACGCAGGUGAAGGAGAAGCUGCUGGACGCCGUGUACAAAGGCACACCGUACUCCCAGAGACCAAAGGCCUCUGAUAUGGACCUGGAAUGGCGGCAGGGUCGGAUGGCUCGCAUCAUCCUUCAGGACGAGGAUGUCACCACUAAGAUAGACAACGACUGGAAGAGACUCAACACCCUGGCUCACUACCAGGUGACAGAUGGCUCAGUGAUCGCCCUGGUGCCUAAACAAAACUCAGCCUACAACAUCUCCAACUCCUCCACAUUCACCAAGUCCCUCAGCAGAUACGGUACGAGAGAAGAGAGCAUGCUGAGGACAGCCAGCAGUCCAGACAGCUUGCGCUCCCGAACGCCCAUGAUCACCCCCGACCUCGAGAGCGGCACCAAACUGUGGCACCUGGUCAAGAACCACGACCACUCCGACCAGAGGGAAGGAGACAGAGGGAGCAAGAUGGUGUCUGAGAUCUACCUGACCAGACUGCUGGCCACCAAGGGUACGCUCCAGAAGUUUGUGGACGACCUGUUCGAGACCAUCUUCAGCACAGCGCACCGAGGAAGCGCCCUGCCUCUCGCCAUCAAGUACAUGUUUGACUUCUUGGACGAGCAGGCGGACAAACACUCCAUAUCAGACUCUGAUGUACGGCACACUUGGAAGAGCAACUGUCUUCCUCUGCGGUUCUGGGUGAACGUGAUCAAGAACCCCCAGUUUGUCUUUGACAUCCAUAAGAACAGCAUUACAGACGCCUGCUUGUCUGUGGUGGCUCAGACCUUCAUGGACUCCUGUUCAACAUCAGAGCAUAAGCUAGGGAAGGACUCGCCUUCCAACAAGCUGCUCUACGCUAAAGACAUCCCCAACUAUAAGAACUGGGUAGAGAGGUACUACUCUGACAUCUCCAGGAUGCCGGCCAUCAGUGACCAGGACAUGAGUGCCUACCUGGCGGAGCAGUCGCGCCUGCACGUCGACCAGUUCAAUAGCAUGUCGGCCCUAAACGAGAUCUACUCCUACAUAGUCAAGUACAAGGAUGAGAUCUUGUCGGCUUUGGAGCGGGACGAGCAGGCGAGGAGACAGAGACUGAGGAGCAAGCUGGAGCAGGUCAUCGACACAAUGGCCCUGAGCAGCUGAGGACCAUCCAGCACCUCCACCUCCUCCUUCUCUUCACUCCUCCUCUCCAUCUGUGUCUCUCCCUCGCUCUUCUCACCCAGACAACAAACAAAACUCCAACCCCCAACAAUACGACAGACGAACUGCAAAAAGGACUAGAGCAGUAUACUGCAAAACGGGGGGGUUCGGCAGAGAUGGGCGGGCCUGUGUACGCUUACAUGUGUAUGUGUGUGUUUGUCUGCAGCCCUAUACGGCGUGUGGGCUCGUGUCUGUGUGAGGGACCGGGACGCCAGACAUUUCCACACACGCAUAACAUGGAGAAACAUGUCGACUGACAGCAUUUGAUUAUUGUGGAUGUUGGUGUUUGUUGUUUGCUUGAUUUUGAUUUCAGGAGUUUUUGUCGUGACGAAGCUAUUGUCAGGAAAGAAACAAUAGAAGCCUGGAAAAGAACUCCAUAUAUGGCGUCAUUCGCAGGAUGGACCAAUCUGUGAUGAGCCAAUGGAGAGAGGCUCUCUAGGUCAUGUGACUCCAACGGGUGUCACAGUUUUAAAGGAUGUUAGAUUUUUUCUUUUCUUUUUUCUUUUGUUUUGUAUAGAUGUAAUCAACUGCCCACUCUCUGAUCUCUCGCCACUUGUAUUACUGCUGAAUUUGCACAAUUUACAGAAACGUUACAAAGGAAGACGAUAUAGAUAUUAUAUAUAAAUACAGCUACGUUUUUAAAGAAAGGUUAGGGAGAUUUUUGUUGUUUUUCAUUUUAAAACCAACAAACAAUAAAAAUAACAACAAUACAGGAUUUGAUAUUUCAAGUACAAAAGAAGAAAAAAACAACGUAGACGAAAAAAAAAAACAACGAAAAAGAAACAAAAAAGUCGUACUGUGCCAUGUUUUCUUUGAAUGUUGUUUAGUGCAAAGACAUUUUGUUAGAUGGAAUGUGCUACCGUAUGAUUUUAAAUAUGAACAUGCCUAGUGACUGAAAAGAUUUGUUUGAGUAACGACCCAUCAUGAUGUUGGAAGCGAGACGACGCCGAGUCGUCCGUCUUCCCGAGUUGGGACAGUUCAUGGUGUCAUGAUGAUGAUGAUGAAGUUGCUGUUGUUUCCAAUUCAAUCAGUGCAAUCUCUUUGGUUUCAUAAAACCAAACAUAUACUCACAGGAUUGUUGCUUUUAUCAUGGCCACGUUAGUAUCCGGCGCCGCGGCCGGUUCUGUUCUCCCGAGGCUCAAGAGGUGACAGUCGAGUGGAUCAUGUUAUAGUAACUGAACAAUGAAGUAGCUCCAUUGCACUACCUGAAAUAUUUCUGUUCGCCCCUUUAGCCACCAUAUCUAACCGCGAGGAGUUUGUGUUAUCCACCCCUUGAAGGGUCAUCCAUUCUCCCGACGCAGUCCUGUUAGAGCAGAGCCGAAGUCUUUGGCGCUCUCAGACGCUGUUUACAGGAGCGACAGUGAGGUCAGGUAGAGCUUAGCUGAGCCCCUCAGUGGUGAAACAAAGCUGUUUUCAGCCUAAAGCCACUUUUUUAUUUCCUCAAUGUUAAUACCCAAAUAGAGGGACAUGGUAAAGAUAUAGUGAGUGUUUCUCUCCACCUCUAACCUAUCUAUUUGAGACAGGGGUUUAGCUUUUUAUCCAUGAGGGGGGGUAUAGACAGAUAUACAGAGGUGAGACACCUCUGUUCAUUAGCUACACAAGGCUGAGUAAUCCUCCCCUCAGCCUGCAGCUCUUGUUUCAAAACUAGCCUAUUGCCAUGUGUGGCUUAAGCUCUUUUUUUAUUACUGCUCUCUUAAGAGGAUUUCUUUGUUUCUCUUUUUUUUGAAGUCUUGAAGUCAGGGUUUUUGACUUUGUGGUGAAAUCAUGUUUUCCGAUUUUAAUUUUAAUUUUAUUUUUUCUCUGCUUGCCGAAAAACCAAACUGUGGUCUGUAUAAUGUUUUUGUUGAUGUUCUCAUUUGUAAAUUGUAUACUUUUUUUUUCAUGAUGAACAAAAGCUGUUUGCCAUUUAUUUGUAAUCAGGUUUUUUUUUUUUUGUCUUUUUAUUUUCAACAUGUAAAUUGUACAUUUUUACGGUACACAGAAGACGAAAAAUUCUCUUCGGUUUAGCCUGAAGUUGAAGUACUUGACCGAACUCGAGGUUUUAUUUUCCUGAUCUCGAUCAAAAAUGAAAUUGUUGCAUCAGAUGAGCAUCUGUGUCUUUGUGAUGGAAAUGUGACUUGCUGCUUUAACUCUCGUAAACCUUGUUUUUCUAUCAAACAUUAGGGCUGUCAUUUUAUGCUGAUCAUAAAUGCUGUCGCUGUCCAUUUUUACGCCAGGUUCCUUAAAAAAAACAAAAAAAACAAUCUUCUCUCGCAUCCAGGAUUAGUGAGCACACCUCCCAAAUUAAUGUCAACCCACCUUUUUGUUUACACGUCUACAGCUGCAUACAUAUGAGCCCAGUUCAACUGGAUACCUGUAGGGACUUGAUAGUUCACUCUGUACCUGCCAAAAAGCUAUCUUGAGGGACCACUCUGCCCAUGUUUCAGCUGACCAUGUUGGCUACACACAUUAAAGGGAUAGUUCGGGUGUUUUGAAGUGGAGUUGUAUGAGGUACGUAUCCAUAGUUGGUGUAUUACCUACAGUAGAUGAUGUUUGGCACGCCCACAGUUUGGAGAAGCAGACAGGAGUACCGACACCGGAGCAAAGCAAUGUACUGCUGUGGAUGGGGCCGGCAGAAAAAUGAAUUUUAGCCACCUAAAAGAAAGGCACACCUAAAAAAAAAAAAAUUGAUUUUGGUUUAAGAGUACACUAUAUUUAUUAGAAUAAUUUCACCGCUUUGCCGUGAGACAGCCCUUUUCGACGGGUAACUGAAGCCCUUGUAUCCGUCUUUACUCUCGCCAAACUCCAUUGAAAAAACCUGUAAUUUUACCUCGCAGGAUAUGGGAGUUGCUGGUUUACCGCUGCUGCGAUAAGUUAGUUUGUUUGUAUUAUUGUGACUUUGGUGAAUCCGAGCUAAGUAUUCUUUUUUUUCAAUGGAGUCUGGUUGUUUUGGCAAGAAUGUGGAUAACCGCUUCAGUUCCCCAUUGGAAACAUAGACUGGAUGUCUGUUUCAGGGCGAGGUUAACCGGCGAAAAUAUUCUAAAUAUAGCGUACACUUAAAUUGAUAUAUUUUUUUAGGCGAGCCUUUCUUUUAGGUGGCUAAAAUAUGUUUCUCUGCCUUCCAUGUCCACUGCAGUACAUUGCUUUUCUCCGGUGCUCCUGUCUGUUUCUCCAAGCUUGGGGCGUGCCGACCGUCAUCUACUGUAGGUAAUACACCUACUCUGGAUAAGUACCGCAAACAACCCCACUUCAAAACACCCAAACUAUGCCUUUAAAUAAUCUCUGUUAGAAUCAUCUACCUUAAUGAGUACUGCAAAACCUCCACCAAAAUAUGCUUACAUACAAACAUAGAAAACAUGUUUGUUUGUUUUUCUUUUUCAGUGUACAGCUGAGUUUUUGCUGCUUUCGUACAUUUUGGUGCUCUUACUGUAGAUCACAUGGCAAGGAAAUAGAUGACUGCUGCGGCCAGAGCUCAGCGGUGCUGUUAACAGCAGAAUGAUCAGUAUGAGCACAAUGUACAGUAGGGACACAUCCACUCGCUCCCUGCAAAAGCACACAGACGGAAAAAACAACUGAGGCUACUGUGGCCAGUUGGAUGAUCUGUCAGGCUAAAGACACUUAAACAUUCUCAAUUCAUUCUCAGGUUCAUGCUCCGUUUGUGUCAUAUUCUGGUUGUAAUUUGGUUGAUUAAAUGAGCUGCUGAGGGAGUUGGCUAGUUUAUAGUUUGCAUGGCUGCUUGCCUUUUAGAUUGACCUGCAAGUCUGGACGCUUCUUUGGAGAAACGUCCCAGUUCUCCACUGUUAAUGUGAUAAUUGACUCGUAUUAAUUGUUGUGGAGGUGGUAUACAGCAUGUCAGUUUAAGAUUGUUUGGUGUCAUCAGGAGGAAGCAAGCAUUGUCACAAGAACAACACGCCGACUGCAGUUUGACAGAGAGUUGCUGUUUUUCUGUCAAAUCCGAACAAAUGAACAAGUGAAGUUUACUGCGCUGGCUUCAGUGUGAGCAGAGUCAGCACAUCCGUCAUGUUUCUCAUGUUUAAUUCUCAGCUCUUUAGACAUGCUCAGUCACACUUUUGCCUUUCCACAAAAAAAAAAACAUAGUUGAAUCAAAUGCAACUCCUGGCACCAUUCUGUUUUCAGUUUCUUUUUCCUGCUUUCUUCCGAUUCUGGAAAAUUCAGUAGUUGUCCUUUGGUUUAUUUUCUUUUUUUUUCUUAAUGGAAGUUACAUAGCAUCCAAGGAAACGCAAAGCAAAUGAAUUUCAGACGGAGCUGGCAAAGGAAUUUUAAUACUACAAUAACUCUGAUACAUUUUUAGAGUUUCAGACUUGAAGCGACUGUCACAAGUUUGCAGGUUAACAUUCAUUGUGUAAAUAUUCUGUUAUUUCCUAUUUUGCAGAUUUACUACUUGUAAAUAAACACGCAUCAAGGAGAGAUUAAACAUUUUUUGCUAAAUAAAA
Messenger RNA from Sebastes umbrosus (honeycomb rockfish), 10795 nucleotides. RefSeq names its product plexin-A1-like. Gene Ontology annotation, biological process: semaphorin-plexin signaling pathway involved in axon guidance; regulation of GTPase activity; positive regulation of axonogenesis. Gene Ontology annotation, molecular function: semaphorin receptor activity; protein binding. The coding region runs from base 612 to 6305 and encodes 1897 amino acids. Gene Ontology annotation, cellular component: semaphorin receptor complex. NCBI's taxonomy places the organism in Eukaryota, Metazoa, Chordata, Actinopteri, Perciformes, Sebastidae. The transcript has 32 exons. The record is from RefSeq and is a predicted model, not a curated record.